Molecule: messenger RNA, 765 nt
Organism: Acomys russatus (golden spiny mouse)
Lineage: Eukaryota; Metazoa; Chordata; Mammalia; Rodentia; Muridae
Gene: Cimap1a
Product: outer dense fiber of sperm tails 3
Exons: 6
Coding region: 1-765 (254 amino acids)
Cellular component (GO): outer dense fiber; cytoskeleton
Source: RefSeq, a predicted model, not a curated record
AUGGCAGAGGAGGUAUGGGUAGGCGCCUGGAGGCCCCAUCGCCCCCGGGGGCCCAUCAUGGCCCUCUACAGCAGUCCUGGACCCAAGUACCUGAUUCCACCCACUACUGGCUUUGUGAAGCACACACCCACCAAACUUCGAGCACCGGCCUACAGCUUCCGUGGGGCUCCCAUGCUCUUGGCGGAGAAUUGUUCCCCAGGGCCCCGCUACAGUGUGAACCCCAAGAUAUUGAGGACUGGCAAGGACCUUGGCCCUGCCUACUCCAUCCUGGGGCGCUACCGUACCAAGACCAUGCUGACCCCCGGCCCGGGCGAUUACUUUCCAGAGAAAUCUACCAAGCAUGUAUUCGACUCGGCACCCAGUCAUUCCAUUUCUGCUCGGACCAAGACCUUCCGAGUAGACAGCACUCCAGGCCCUGCUGCAUACAUGCUGCCUGUGGUGAUGGGGCCACACACGGUGGGCAAGGUCUCUCAGCCCUCCUUCUCCAUCAAGGGCCGCAGCAAGCUGGGCAGCUUCAGCGACGACCUGCAUAAGACUCCAGGUCCUGCUGCGUACCGUCAGACUGAGGUUCAAGUGACCAAGUUCAAGGCUCCACAGUACACCAUGGCUGCCCGGGUGGAGCCCCCAGGGGAUAAGACCCUGAAGCCAGGACCAGGAGCCCACAGCCCUGAAAAGGUGACCUUAAACAAGCCCUGCGCCCCCACCGUCACCUUUGGCAUCAAGCAUUCUGACUACAUGACGCCCCUGGUUGUCGACGUGGAAUAG